This is a messenger RNA of Arachis ipaensis, 1705 nucleotides long. The record is from RefSeq and is a predicted model, not a curated record. NCBI's taxonomy places the organism in Eukaryota, Viridiplantae, Streptophyta, Magnoliopsida, Fabales, Fabaceae.
CUACCAAGUCCUGCGUUAAUCAUCGUAUCAUCUUGCCGUUAAUUUUAGGGUGGAAAUUCAGGUACAGUCGACUUCACGUGAAGUUGAUAGGUGAGAGCAUUAGAUUAAAAUUAAAAUAAAGUUGAAUGCACAUGAGUUUCUACCUAAUUUUAGUACUCUUCCUUCGCCAAUCCUAUCUUCUAUUCUUAUCCUUAAUUUCCAUACUCUUAAAUGUAAUUAGUCAGAAAAAAAAUGUCUUCAUCUAAAAAAAUGAUCAAUGUCUUAAUGGUGUCACCAACUCUUCAAGGCCACCUGAAUCCAACUCUCAAUUUUGCAAAACGCCUUGCAUCAAAGGGUGUCCACGUCACCUUAGCAAUACCCGAAGAAACACCUCACCGUUUCCAAAACCUCAACACCCAAGAAACCAAUUCCCACCACAACAACAACCCAUCAAAGAUCCAGCUAGAGUACUUCUCUGAUGGCCUUAGCAUCGACCAUGAUCGCAGCAAAUACCCCGCGACCUUCAUUGCUUCCUUGGAAACCAAAGGUGCGGAGAAUCUUUCGAACCUCAUGACCCACCUAAAGAAAAACGAUCGAAGCUUCUCGUGCUUGAUCACAAGUCUUUUUAUGCCGUGGUCAGUGGAUGUUGCCGUUUCUCAUGGAAUUCCUUGCGCUGUGCUUUGGCCCCAAGCUUCUGCUCUUUUUUCCAUUUACUAUCGCUAUGUAUGCAACGCGAACCAUUUUCCCGACAUGGAGAAUCCAAAUGAGACCCUUCAGUUACCCUCACUGCCGAUGCUAAGGGUCCGAGAACUUCCUAGUGUUUUACUUCCUUCUUGCCCUCCCUACCUCAAGAAAUUGCUGAUGGAUUUUAAACCAAUCUUGGACAAAGUGAAAUGGAUUCUAGGAUCUUCCGUUUACGAGUUUGAAGAGGAGAUAGUGAACUCCAUGGCUUCACUGAGCGGUAUCCUUACCAUUGGACCCCUUGUGUCACCUUAUUUGUUAGGACAAAAAGAAAGUGAAGAUUCUGAUGAUCUUAGUGAAAAUUUUUUGAGACCAGAAGAUUCUUGUCUACAAUGGCUUAAUGAAAAGGCAACUAGUUCGGUUAUCUACGUGGCAUUUGGUAGUUUAAUGGAGUUUUCACAGAAGCAAAUGGAUAACAUCGCAACUGCUUUGAAGAACACAAAGAAACCAUUUCUCUGGGUGAUUACGCCACAGAAGGGUGGUGCUGAAUUGCCGCAAGGGUUCUUGGAAGAAAUCAAAGAAAUGGGGUUAGUGGUGACAUGGUGCCCUCAGGCGAAGGUGCUAAUGCACCCUGCGGUGGCUUGCUUUGUAAGCCACUGCGGGUGGAACUCAACCCUGGAAGCGGUAACGGCCGGCAUACCGAUCGUUGCCCUUCCAAACUGGUUGGAUCAACCGACGAAUGCUAAGCUUGUAGAAAAUGUGUUUAAGACUGGGGUGAGGAUGAGGAUUGGGGAAGAAGAAGAUGGGGUUGCGAGCGCUGAAGAGGUUGAGAGGUGCAUUACGGAAGUCAUGGAGGGUCCCAUGGCUGAAGAGAUUAAGAUGAGAGCAGUGGGGCUAAAAGAGGUUGCACGGAAAGCGAUGGUGGAUGGUGGUUCGUCAGAUAGAAAUAUCAAUCGGUUUGUCACCGAAAUUUCUGGAAAAUCCACUUAGAAUAGUCAAGUUGCAUUUGAAAAAUACAGUCUUCUAUCCUAAUAAAUUAGUCCUC